Messenger RNA from Plasmodium knowlesi strain H, 408 nucleotides. Its product is annotated as SICAvar, type I (fragment). The record is from RefSeq and is a predicted model, not a curated record. Lineage: Eukaryota; Apicomplexa; Aconoidasida; Haemosporida; Plasmodiidae. The transcript has a single exon. The annotation marks the transcript as partial.
AUGGGUUGUUUAUUUCUUAAAGAAUAUUCAAAACAAUUGAAAGACUUGGCAAAUGAGAAGAAAAGAGGACAUAGUUGGGUACAUCCUCUUUGUGACAUAGAUAAGGGCAUAAAACAUGCUUUUAGCAAAAGUAAUACCAUUAUGGAAGAAUCACCUCAAUGCAAAGGUACUAAUGUUCCUAAUUCUUGUUUUGUGUGCACAGAAGAAGGAGGUUAUGAUGAUUGCAAAAUUGGCGAUGACAAAAUAGAGGACAAUGUUAAACCACUACUCCAAAAGGAACAAACCCAUAUGCAACAAACUUUGGAGAAUACAGUCUGUCCCAUCCUUCUUACGGAUCUCCUUACCCCUUUUGUUCCUUUGGCUCCUGUCUCUAUUGGCCUUUCUGCUAUGGCUUAUUACCUUUGGAAG